GUUCGUACGAAGGCAAUGAUUUUUCUCUAAAGAAUUUUUAACCUAUAUUCUCAAAUCUAUGACAUAUCUAGAAACACAAAAAUUUAGAAGAACAAAUUUUUUUUAUUAGCUUUAAAAACUACUCAUAAAACUCACAAUGUUUCUUAUAUAUUUUUCCAUUAGACCUCUAUUCAUAUGAAAAUACAAUUAAUUCCCUUUUAACACGUGAAAUAUAGAAAAUACAAACAUAAUAUAAAUAGAAAAUUUUAUUUUCCUCUUUCUAAAUUUUUUAUCGUGUUUAUCUUAACAUAUUAAACAUCUAAUAAUAUGUUAAGUUUCCACAAGUCCGGGUUCUCAGACCAUUUAAAUCUUCUUAUUUUUUCAUUCAAAAAAAAUAAGUUUCUACAAGUUUGAAAUUAUACAACAUAUAAAUUAUGUGGCAAUAUGAUUCGCGGCUGUUACUUUAAUAAACUUAAAUUGUCUUCGUAGUCCAAAAAAAACCCUAAGCAGUACCCUAUAAUAUAUACACACAAUAACUGCUCAGAGUCAGGCCACAAACGCUAGAAUCAGCCUCACGAUGAAUUCGCCGGAUCAACAUCGGAGUUUAAAGCUGACGAUCCCCCAGUCAAGCAGAUCUCCAGGGCUGAUGCUUUUUCCGAGAGACGGUGGUUGUGUGCUGUACGACCCUAUAGAAGGCAAUAUCCAGACUAACCUGGGAGACUUUCCAGGGUGUAGGUUCCUGGCAAACUCGGGCAACUGGCUCUUGGUGUUAGAUUCUGGAUCCAAUUUAUAUAUCAUAGACGUGUUUAGUAAGGAAACGAUCCCUCUUCCAUCUCUAGAGUCGAUUGAGUCAGCUGAUUGUAUUGUCAAGCGCGUGGGAGAUAGAGAAUUUAUAAGGGAUGAGUCUGGCGCUAUUUACGGGGAUCUGAGUGCUGAUGUGGUGAGGGGACUUUUGUGGGUUUCGGAGAGUGGAAAAGAGUACGUCGUGGUGUGGCUCUUCGACCUCCCUGGCCACUCUUACAUGAGCUUCUGCAAGAAUGGGGAUUCUCAUUACACUGACAUUCCUCUCGUUUUCGAUGACUAUGCCUUUCACAAGUAUGAUGGCUUGUCGGAUAUGGUGCUAUGUGGUACCCGCCUCUACGUCUCAACAAGUCGUCGUUUUGUUCGAGUCUUUGAUCUGUCUGGACCGCAAGGUUUCUUCAAGGACAUUACCGGUCAAAUACCAUUCCCAAUGCUUUCUCAUCAUGAUUACGCCUACGAUUCUAGCAUUGCGGUUACAACAUCAUCAGGAGAGGUUUUGUUGGUUGAGAGUGAUCCAUCCAGUAGGACCUGGUUCCGCCUCUACAAGAAGGAUCCUGAUGUAGAAGACCCAGAUCACGCCUGCCACACGGUUACUGAGGUACAUUCUCUUGGUGGUGAGGCUCUGCUUCUUGACUUGGGUUUUGCUGUGCCUGCUAACAAGGCCCUUGGUAUCGAACCAGACUCCAUCUAUUUCACCCGUCACUUUCGUCCCUGCCAUUGCUCACCUCGCGACCUUGACAUCUGUGUGUACAAUCUUGCAACGAAGACCCUCCAUCGCUAUCACAAUCUUAACAAGAUGGAUCUCAUGGAUGCUCGAUGGUUUCUCCCUUCUGGGAAUUAAUUUGCUCUUCUCCUUUUAUUUAUUAUGCUUUUGAAUAAAGGUUUAGGAUGUUGACUUAACGAAACAUAUUAUCUUGCUUGACAUUUUGUUUACUUUAAGACUUUGUGAGUGGUGGAUAUCUCUCAUUUUA
Messenger RNA from Brassica napus (rape), 1751 nucleotides. RefSeq names its product F-box protein At5g25290-like. The transcript has a single exon. The coding region runs from base 557 to 1621 and encodes 354 amino acids. The record is from RefSeq and is a predicted model, not a curated record. NCBI's taxonomy places the organism in Eukaryota, Viridiplantae, Streptophyta, Magnoliopsida, Brassicales, Brassicaceae.